AUGGCAUUGCCCAGCGCACUUUCGGAGAGGAUUGCGAAGGAAGACGCAGACCUCAGGGUUGUAUCACUUCAAAAGCUCAUGGAUGGGGAUGAUAGUGCCAAUGACGACCUUUUGAAGGCGUGCACAGACCUCGGGUUCUUCUAUCUCGAUUGCCGGCAUGUUGCCUCGGGCAGAGUCAUGCAAGAAGUUCAGGACAUGUAUUCUCUUGCAACCAGCUUCUAUGAUUUACCGCAGGAAGCGAAAUCCGAGUGGCUAGUUGAUAGAGACCACGAUGAGCACUUGGUCAUGGGAUAUAAACCUGCCGGCCACGGAAAUGGCCCGGUUGAAGGAAAGAAGGAUGGCUUUGAAGGAUUGAUGCUAUUCGAGCAUCCGAUCUCUAAAAUUAGCGAUCCUUCCCUUUUUCCUGGACCCGACGUUAUUUCAAGCCAGCUCCUCGCUCUCAAACAGGCUAUGUCAAGCUUUCGGGAGAUGAGCGUGCUUUUACUGGCCCGAAUCUCCGAGGCCUUGGGUUUGGACACCAGCAAAGCGUAUCAACAGUAUCAUCGGAAGAAUGCUGUUUGUCCUACAGCACUCGGUUUACUCAAGUACACACUUGCUGAAGUUGAGCCCGAUAAAGUAGGACAAAUCGCGCAUUCAGAUGCCGGAAGUCUGUCCAUUGUCUUUACGGAGGUUGCCGGCUUGCAGGUCUUGAAGCCGAAUGAGGAGACAUGGUAUUACAUUGCUCCGAAGCCUGGCCAUGCCGUUGUCAACGUUGGAGACGCACUUCGCUUCAUCUCAGGAGGCGUACUAGAGUCGAGUUUGCAUCGCAUCAUACCACACAAGGACGAGAUGGGGCGCCAUAAGUACUCCAUAGUGUACUUGCUACGGCCUGAGAUGGAUGCCGAGUUUACAGACGCCGAGGGAGUUGUCUGGAAAGGACUAGACUGGACCAACAAAAAGCACGCUGUCUUUCGCGCAUCGGCUGAAGAGCAAUCGAAAGGAGGCUCAUCCGGCAUUGGCCUUGCAGCGGCCAAGAUAUUGGCGUCUAAGGGAUCAAAAGUUCUGCUUCUCGACAUUUUCGAACCCGAAGAGAAUCUGCCGGAGUUGAUACGGUUCAGGAAGUGCGAUGUUAGCCAAUGGCUUGACUUACGCAAUGCGUUUGCGGACGUAGGCCCUGUCCACAUUGCCGUUGCAAAUGCCGGAAGAGGAGAAGAUGGGACUUAUCUCACAGACUCGUACGAUGAUGAAGGGAAUCUACUCGAGCCAAACUACGACGUUAUUUCUGUCAACCUUCGCGGAGUCCUGAACUUUGUCAAGCUCGCCCUCAAUAACAUGAAGACCAAUGGUAUCCAAGGAAGUGUAGUUAUCACGUCGAGCGCAACCGCAUAUGCGGCAGAGCAAUCACUUCCCGUCUACUGUGGCACGAAAGCAGCGUUGAUCAACUACAUGCGGGCGAUGCGGUCAACGCUCCGUGAUGCCGGCAUAACAAUCAAUACCGUGGCCCCCGCCGCCACCAUUACCAAACUUUUGCCUGCCGACUUGGCUGCUCCCAUUAUGGCUGCCGGUUUGCCUGUCAGCUCAGCGCACUUCGUAGGGCUGGCCAUUGUUCAUUCUGCUACUGCUUUGGAGCCGAAGAAAGUUCAAAAUCUGCUCGAAGAUAUGUCGCUGGAGGAAGGUUCAGCCUACAACGAAAGAUUAAUUUCUUUGUCUAAGGGCAAAGCAGAGCCUGAUCGUGCCGUUCCGGUGGAAUGGAUUACGUAUGAGCUGUGGAACGACAUGCGGUCUUGCGAUAAGGUGCUGGCGGAUGCCAUUCUCGAGCCUGUAUUCACCUUCAUGCGGGCGCAAACUGACAAGUCCCGUUUGAGCAUCAAUGAGCUUGGGCAUUACCUGAAUUAUCGUGAGAGAGACGUUGGCAAAGCUCUUCUAUCCGCCUUGAUGCGCUUCAGUAUGAAACUGCACCUUAGCCCAGAGCAACUGCAUAGUGUUCACGAAAUUGAGAUGAACUGCUCCAAACACAUCUCCGUUGUGAACGACAUCUACAGUUGGGAAAAGGAACUACUCGCCAGCCAAAACGGGCAUGAAGAGGGAUCGGCGUUGUGCUCUUCUGUGUCCGUUUUAUCUUCGGAGACCAAUCUUCAUUUCUCAGCAUCGAAAAGAAUUCUUUGGGUCAUGUGUCGUGAGUGGGAAUUGGUCCACGAGGACUUGGUCAAAAGACGACUCGAGUCACAGAUUGCAUGCAGCAGCGACCUGCGCGCUUUUAUGAAGGGUUUGGAAUAUCAGAUGAGUGGCAAUGAGGCAUGGAGCGAGUCGACUCCAAGAUAUCACUCUGUGUAG
Colletotrichum karsti is the source of this 2313-nucleotide messenger RNA. RefSeq lists its product as uncharacterized. The transcript is spliced from 7 exons. The record is from RefSeq and is a predicted model, not a curated record. Gene Ontology annotation, molecular function: oxidoreductase activity. Lineage: Eukaryota; Fungi; Ascomycota; Sordariomycetes; Glomerellales; Glomerellaceae. The coding region runs from base 1 to 2313 and encodes 770 amino acids.